CUCCUUCUUAUACCCAGACCCUGGAUGCAGCGAGGCACGCACACACCGGCAGCUUGUCUCAGCUUCCGUACCGCUCUCACUUCUGCAUCUCUGCAUCUCUGGCCCUCCCCGCAGCCUUCAGCCUAGGAUUUUAGCCCACCUGCUGUGUGGAUCAUCGCCAAAAUGUCGGACAAGCCAGACAUGACCGAGAUCGCUCGCUUCGACAAGACAAAGCUGAAGAAGACGGAGACAAAAGAGAAGAACCCUCUUCCCACCAAAGAGACCAUUGAGCAGGAGAGGAAAGGCGAUGCCACACCUUGACUUGAGCACAUGAAGAAAAGGAGCUGAGAUGCCACAGAAAAAAAAGCACUUUCUUUUGAUUAUUCCAGUAUUUGAAUCACCUACAUUGUCUUCAGAAAAGGGUGCUCUCUGAGCUCCCUGGGGUGCUAACAGGAUAUUUUGGCAUCCUAACAUGUGGGGCUCUCUUACAAAUCACGCACACACACGCAUACACACA
Gambusia affinis (western mosquitofish) is the source of this 496-nucleotide messenger RNA. It is a transcript of the gene tmsb2, whose product is annotated as thymosin beta 2. The record is from RefSeq and is a predicted model, not a curated record. Gene Ontology annotation, cellular component: cytoplasm. The transcript is spliced from 3 exons. Gene Ontology annotation, molecular function: actin monomer binding. Gene Ontology annotation, biological process: actin filament organization; regulation of cell migration. The coding region runs from base 163 to 300 and encodes 45 amino acids. Lineage: Eukaryota; Metazoa; Chordata; Actinopteri; Cyprinodontiformes; Poeciliidae.